AUGCCGCAUCCAUUGAUCAAGGAUACUGUUGGCCAGCGAAACACAUCCGCUGUAAAGUUAGCGCCGUACGUCUUCGGGGGUUCCACUUGGAGCGAAAUCCAAACCAAGAUCUUUAAGAAGUUCAAAACGAAGUGUCUUGGGCUUGCCGAACGCAACGACGAUGGCGCAUGGGCCGUAUUGGACGACGACAUUAACGAGUCACACUUUGGACGUAUCUUUGCGUUGCGUUACGGGAGCCACACUAAGUAG
Molecule: messenger RNA, 249 nt
Organism: Aphanomyces astaci
Lineage: Eukaryota; Oomycota; Saprolegniomycetes; Saprolegniales; Verrucalvaceae
Exons: 2
Coding region: 1-249 (82 amino acids)
Source: RefSeq, a predicted model, not a curated record